AGGCGGCUUUGGGUUGGGGAUGCUACAAGUACACGUUCCUUCCGUGGGGCCGGAGGCUGCGGACCCCGAGAGGAGCCUGGAGAAAGGCCAUAUGGUGUUCAGGGUGGAAGUCCUCUGCAACGGGAGAAGGCACACCAUUCACCGGCGCUACAGCGAGUUCCAUGCCCUGCACAAGCAGAUUAAGAAGUCUUGCAAAGUGCCCGACUUUCCCCCCAAACGAGUGCCUAACUGGAGGCCCAAGGUUCUGGAGCAGCGUCGACAGGGAUUAGAGGCUUAUAUUCAGGGUGUGCUGUAUCUCAAUCAGGAAGUCCCCAAGGAGAUGCUGGAAUUUCUGAAACUUCGACAUUUCCCUUCAGACCCUAAGACCAGCAGCAUGGAAAUCAAUCCCCAACAUGGUGGUGAGUGGAGUGUUACAGGGCUUCUAUGGCUACAGCGGAUGCACCACUGUAACCCAGCUGAAGGACUCCCAUUUCAUACCAUCCCAACUGCAUCCGGGACCCUGAGGGGAGUAAAACUGUCAACCAGACCUCCCUGUAGCACCCUGACCCUUGGCUGAGGGGGACCACAGGCUCAGAGCCAAACUUUCCUGAUGGGAGCCAACUCUUAACAUGAAGCUAGGCAGGCACAUUACAACUUCAAUUUUGACCCCAAUUGAUAGGCAAGUACUGAGGGAUACUUGCCUUCCCACCCCCUCUCCACCCCAAGAUGGGAAGAACACAGAAUAAAAGGAGUCUCUCUUAGGGAUGAGCCCAGAGAAAACAGAAUGGGCUUUUGUAUUGGAAGAAAGGAACCACAGUGAGAAAAAAGGGCCCAGGCAGCAUACAGGGUGAGAGGAUGGAGGUAAUAAUGGGGAGGGAUGAUGAGUAGUGAAGGAGACGCUCCACUCUUUGGAAGUACAGUUUCUAGGAGACCAGUAUUUGUCCUCUUGCCCACUGGUCCAGAUCUAGUUUAGUCCAGGGCAGGAUAGUGCUCCAAUUGGCUUCCAAAGACAUCCGGGGAAGGGCAAAAGAGAACAGAGGGAGAGAGGGCGAAAGGAAGUUCUAUAGGAAGCAGGCCCUACUCUGC
Messenger RNA from Sarcophilus harrisii (Tasmanian devil), 1065 nucleotides. It is a transcript of the gene SNX22, whose product is annotated as sorting nexin 22. The transcript has 5 exons. Gene Ontology annotation, molecular function: phosphatidylinositol phosphate binding. Bases 20 to 556 code for a protein of 178 amino acids. The record is from RefSeq and is a predicted model, not a curated record. NCBI's taxonomy places the organism in Eukaryota, Metazoa, Chordata, Mammalia, Dasyuromorphia, Dasyuridae.